Vicia villosa (hairy vetch) is the source of this 955-nucleotide messenger RNA. RefSeq names its product GCN5-related N-acetyltransferase 8-like. Gene Ontology annotation, molecular function: N-acetyltransferase activity. The record is from RefSeq and is a predicted model, not a curated record. Lineage: Eukaryota; Viridiplantae; Streptophyta; Magnoliopsida; Fabales; Fabaceae. The transcript has a single exon. Bases 104 to 805 code for a protein of 233 amino acids.
CCCAUAUGCCUUCAAAUUCCAUAUCGUGCACAUACACGUACUCCCAUUCUCUAGAACUCUCCAACAAAAGACAAAACGAAAAAGAAAAGCCCUCAUCCAUUCAAUGGCCGCCGCAGCACCGCCACCACCACCGACUGAACCCCCCACAACGAUGCCAGAAACCGCCCUCCCACGGCAUCCAAUAUUCACACGCAUCCGCCUAGCCACCCCUUCCGACGUUCCUUACAUCCACAAACUAAUGCAUCAAAUGGCCGUUUUCGAACGCCUCACACACCUCUUCACCGCCUCAGAGUCUUCCUACACCUCCACCCUCUUCUCUCCCGACAACAAACCUUUCCACUCUUUCACCGUCUUGAUCCUCGAAGCCUCUCAAAACCCUUUCACCGAUACCCAGUUCGACAACGACCCUUUUUAUAAACCCUUGACAAAAACCGUGAACUUGGACCUCCCAAUCGAUGACCCGGAGAAAGAAACUUUCAGAACUGGGCACGGAAAUGAAGUUGUCGUUGCUGGGUUUGUGUUGUUUUUCCCAAAUUAUUCAACUUUUUUGGGGAAGCCUGGGUUCUAUGUGGAGGAUCUGUUUGUGAGGGAGUGUUAUAGGAGAAAAGGGUUUGGGAAAAUGUUGCUUACUGCUGUGGCGAAACAGGCUGUGAAGAUGGGGUAUGGAAGGGUGGAAUGGGUUGUGCUUGAUUGGAAUGUUAAUGCUAUUAAGUUUUAUGAGGAUAUGGGUGCUAAGAUCCUGCAGGAAUGGAGGCUUUGCAGACUCACUGGGGAGAAUCUGGAGACUUAUGGAGCUACUGAUUAAAUACUGAGGUUUUUCUGUUUGUUGUUUCUUUAGAACAAAGAUUUGAUGACUUUUUACUGUCUUUUGUUGUAAUUUGAGUUUUGAAUUUGCUAUGUUGUUUUACUGAUGGGGACUUUUAUCGUUGUAAUUGGAUGCUGCUGUUUUUUUUUU